UGGGCGCCCCGCGGGCUGCUGGCCGUGCCGCCGCCGCCCGGGCCGCUGCUGCCGCCGCUGCUGGCCGGGCUGAAGACCAAGACGGCGCUGAAGAGGCGCUGCAAGGACUGCUACAUGGUGCGGCGGCGCGGGCGGCUCUACGUGUACUGCAAGAGCAACCCGCGGCACAAGCAGCGCAAGGGAUAGCCUGAAUGUCCGCCGCCGGACCCCGCAGGACACGGAGCUGGCGCUGCCGGCCCGGAGCUCCCCCGCUGCCCGUGUCCCUGUCACCGCGCUGCCCCGCCGCCUCCGGGAGCUGCCUGCUGGCGACACGAGUCGCAAAAUGGUGUGUGUGUGUCAGUGUUUCGUCUUGCCGCACACCUGGAGCGAGGUGCGAUCCUGACGGAACUUGCUAGAACUUAAGGCCGUGGAUGCGGAGGACUGAAGUGGGAAACAACAGCCUUCAGGAGCUCUUGUCAUCUUAGUCGUGAAGCCUUAAAAUCACCGCGCUGUUAAAUUAGUAAGGGGGAAUCUGAAUCAUUGGACUCUUGAGGUCCAUUUGGGUUUAAUUAAAGUAAAAUGAAAAUAAACUCCAUUGGUGUUCAUUAUUACACUAUGCCUUGUUUUUUUUAACUUAGACACCACUUCUCCCUCCAGAUGUUGAUAACAGAGCCAUAGUUUCAAGCUCAGGUGGGCUCUCAAGUAGCAAAUGGUAUUAAAUAUAUUAUAUUGAAAGAUAGUGUUCUAGCUUUUGGCUUGGUUCAUAGGUGAGGUAGAAAUUUCUUUUUAAGCGUUGAGUUGCAGCAGGCAAAAUCCCAUGUAGCCUCAGUAAUGCCAGUGUAAACCAUUGUUGCUUAUCACUGGUUUUGAAAGGAGAUGGUGGUAUUUUAUUCACUGUAAAAGUAAUAAACACUUUUUAAAGUUCUAGUGUCCUAAGUCCUCACUUAAUGUUCACAGCCUCAUUCAUAAUGUUCAUAGCCUUAUCUUCCCAAAGAAGUCUUCUCUGACACUGUACCUCCU
Malurus melanocephalus (red-backed fairy wren) is the source of this 999-nucleotide messenger RNA. RefSeq names its product mitochondrial ribosomal protein L36 (gene MRPL36). Gene Ontology annotation, biological process: ribosome biogenesis; translation. Gene Ontology annotation, cellular component: ribosome; mitochondrial large ribosomal subunit. Lineage: Eukaryota; Metazoa; Chordata; Aves; Passeriformes; Maluridae. Gene Ontology annotation, molecular function: structural constituent of ribosome. The record is from RefSeq and is a predicted model, not a curated record. The transcript has a single exon. The annotation marks the transcript as partial.